AUGCCAAGAUUAGCCAAGCGAGUCACCUCGUUCUUUCCAGGGAAAGGACCAACGGAAUCAUCAUCAGCAUCAUCAGCAUCAUCAGCAUCAGCAACAUCAGCAGCAGCAGCAGCAGCAAAGACUAAUAAUCAGGUUCCUCCAAGAAACAGCAUCGAUAGUACCGACAUUGACGGCAGUAGUAGCCAUCUUCGCGUGAAUGAUGAUGAUGAUGAUGAUGAUACCCCAUCAGUCGGAGAAGAACUAACUUCCGCACCCUGUCUAUCCUCACUGUUAACCGCCACUUCGGAACGCAAUCUCCCUCCUGAUGGUGGUGGUGGUGGUGGUGAUGGUAGGAUGAUCCUACAGUCCGCAGUAAGGAUGACGAGUCAACGUCAUACGCAACAAGGACCCAAAAAGAGUAUAUUGAAAAGCACCACCUCUUCGAUUUCUACCAUUAUGAGCGACAGUGUUGCGAGUGGUGGUGAUGCAUACUUUACCACUUCUUCUUCUUCUUCUUCUAUUUCUUCGAGUCGUCGAGAUCCCAAUAAUACUACCAAGCUAUUAUCCUUCACGUCGAUUCAUGUUCGAGAAUACCCAGUCUUGAUUGGGGACAAUCCUUCGGUGGGACAAGGCGUCCCUUUGACGAUUGGUUGGGAACCUCAAACAGAAGAAUCCUACCAGGUGGAAGACUUUGAAAGCAACCAUAGAGCAGAACCUGUGUUGUCAUUGAAGGAAAUGAAAUUCACGGAGGAAGAACGAGCCCAGAUUGCCAAGAAUUUGGGAUAUUCCGACGGCAAGAUCAACAAAAUUGCGCAUCAUGUCAAGUUUAGUACAUUGACCCGCAAGAAGAAGAUAAUACGAACCUUGCAUUUGGAUGUAAUGAAAACCUCAUUCCGAUCAGGACUGACCAAGGUUUCCAAUUCUUCUCGCAAACUUUUGGGGACCAAACAUGAUGAUGAUGAUAAUAAUGAAGGAAUGGGAGAUGAUGACAAUGGGGAUGAUCGGGAUGAAAUGGCAUUUUAA
This is a messenger RNA of Cylindrotheca closterium, 1002 nucleotides long. The record is from the annotation of a GenBank genome assembly. Lineage: Eukaryota; Bacillariophyta; Bacillariophyceae; Bacillariales; Bacillariaceae.